AUGGCUGCCAAUCUCACUGCGCUCACCGACAUCAUCAACAAGAAUGUAACAAUCAUCCAACGCAGUGCUGAAAAGCAAGGACUGGCUUACCCUUCCCUCGACGACAUCUACGACGCAUCUCGUCCGAAUGAAGCACUGACCAUCGAUCCGGAAGUUUUGAGUGCCGCUCUACUCGCGGCUUCGGCAGCAUCGCAGCUGGUUGCAACGCUUAAGUUGCCGGGACUCGCGCUACUGGACCGUGCCAAUGCGUUCCAUAUCCCUUCAGCGCUUCGGCUUGCGUCUGAGUCAUGCGUCGUAGAGAUUCUGCGGGAAGCCGGACCAUCAGGCUUGGACGUUGCGGAUAUCGCUGCGAAGACCAACGUUAACUCCACCAUUCUCGCUCGUGCACUUCGACUCCUGGCGACGCAUUACGUGUUCAAAGAAGUUAAACCCAACGUGUUCGCGAACAAUCGUCUCAGUGCGUUGAUGGAUACAGGAAAGAAUACGGCAACCCUUCAAAGUCUCGUGGAGAAACGCAAUGAGAAAGUAUUGGGGCAUGGCAUCAGCAAUGUCCAGGGAGAGAAGUAUGUCGGAAGCAACGGAAUUCCUGCGCUAGUGGAACAAUGUACCGACGAAGUGUUCAAAUCGUCCUCAUAUAUCCCGGACGUCGUGCUGUCCAACGAUUUUUCAAAGACACCCUUCCAGCGGGCGUUGAAUUUCGACGGCACCAUGUGGGAAUUCUUCGAGAAGUAUCCGGGAUACUUGCAGCGCAUACAAAUGGCGAUGGUCGGGUUCAUCAGCACGCAACCUCAACAGAAGUUGUUCAAAGGUUUCGACUGGUCUCAGCUUCCGGCGAGUGCCGUCGUAGUGGAUGUUGGCGGAGGGAAUGGGUCGGAAUCGUUCGAAAUUGCGAAGAAAGCGCCUCACCUCAAAAUCAUCGUCCAAGACCGCGAGGAGACGAUCAAGCAAGUUACCACACCUACAUGGGAAGCGAACCCUGAACAGAAGGCCCUUCUAGACUCCGGACGCGUUUCUCUCCAUGCCCAAGACUUCUUCGAGAAGCAGCCUCCGGCCGUCGUUGGCAAUGCUUCCUUGUUUUUCUUGCGCUUCAUCACGCACGACUGGCCGACAGCCGAAUGCAUCAAGAUCUUAAAGCAACUCCAUGAUGCGGCUUCGUCCAAGACCAAACUUAUGCUCGUCGAUCAGCUGGUGCCGUACGCCUGCCCGACCCCGCCUUCGCUCGCAUUCGAGGGCUCCAAGUUGCUCGACGCCCCCGCGCCGCUCCUCGCCAAUCUGGGUGAAGCUAACUCCGACGUGUACACCACCGAUUUCACCAUGGCGGCGCUGCUCAACGCGCAGGAGCGCACCCUAGGCGAGUUCAAGGACAUCACCGAGGCCGCUGGGUGGAAAAUCGAGAAGGUGUACCAAACCGUCGGCAGCUCGCUCAGUCAGAUCCUGUGCAUUAAGGCGUGA
Punctularia strigosozonata HHB-11173 SS5 is the source of this 1452-nucleotide messenger RNA. RefSeq names its product S-adenosyl-L-methionine-dependent methyltransferase. Lineage: Eukaryota; Fungi; Basidiomycota; Agaricomycetes; Corticiales; Punctulariaceae. Gene Ontology annotation, molecular function: O-methyltransferase activity. The record is from RefSeq and is a predicted model, not a curated record. The coding region runs from base 1 to 1452 and encodes 483 amino acids. The transcript is spliced from 9 exons.